This is a messenger RNA of Hyla sarda, 2573 nucleotides long. RefSeq lists its product as uncharacterized. Bases 638 to 1480 code for a protein of 280 amino acids. The record is from RefSeq and is a predicted model, not a curated record. NCBI's taxonomy places the organism in Eukaryota, Metazoa, Chordata, Amphibia, Anura, Hylidae. The transcript is spliced from 4 exons.
UGAGUAUAUUGGAAUAGGGCCAGCAAUAGUAAAAAAAAAAAAAGGGGGGGAGCGAGCACACUGUAUCAGUUAGUUAGGGAACCUUCUAGAGAACCUUUGUAUCUCUCCUGAGAAGUAGCCUGGUAUAAAGUGUAAGAGACACACACUAGCUCCUUCUGAAAGUUAGUUGAGGAUGCAGAAAGCCACGUGGGCUGCCACACCAGGAGAACAACCGCUGCAGCUGUAUCUGUGUCAUCAAGAUGCAGAUACAGUUGAAAUCUAAAUCUAUGGAAGAGGAGGCAGCCAUAUGCUGACAUUCUGUUUUGUAGAACACAGGCUGCUUAAUUCAAUCCCUAUAGGUCUCAAAUUUCCAUCCUAUUUGACAACAAAGGGGUAACAGCCACACAAUACUUGAGACUAUAUAAUGUAGACCAUAUUCCAGUGAUCCAUGUGGUAUAGCUCAAUUAGGGAAACACUAUUACCAACUUAACAAAUAAACCUUAUCAGUGAGAUAUAAGAGUCGCUCAAUGACAAGGUCUCUCCUUGGAAAGAUUUACGUAUACUAUUUUCAAAUGGUGGUGUCCCUUUAAUGCUAAACACCUCGAUCUGCCCUAUAUAAAUGAAUCCUCCUUAGGGGCCCUGAGACUUAGAGAAGUAGAUGUACAGGUGCUCCAGCCAAGACAUGGACAUCCCCCUGAAGACCAUCAUCCUGCUGGCACUAUGUGUUCUUGAAGUAAAUUCUGCAACCAGUCACCCGUCCAUCAAACAAGCCCCCUUGGGUAAUGAAAAGAUUCAGAAGAUCGUGUCCUUGAAUGUUACGAUUUGUGUCCCACCAUCUGCGACCAAAAACACAAAGAUCAUAUCCUCCAGGGUGGAUGAAACCUCCAUCUCCAGCCUUGUAUUUUAUGUACAAGCGCAGCGGAGUGAGACAAAUGCCUCCUGCACAGAUACCACCAAAGAUGGCUCCUGCAAAACAUCUCCCGAAGAGCCAGAACUGACUGUAAUGUUGUUCAAAGAGAUGGAUUCUGGAAAUAUCUUACUCUGUUCUACCAAUGUCACGGAUGAAAAUUUGAAAGUAAUAAUAGAUGCGGAGGGUAGUGAGAUUAUUGUGCGCUCAAAUAAGACAAAAGGCGCGAGAAACACAGCAACGGUGACUAUACAGCUUCUCGCAAGCUCCAUCAAUUAUUUGGAGCUUGAAAGGUCUUUCUCUAUAGGUAGGAGUAUAUUGGCUGUUAUUGAACAGACUUGGGAACCCACCACUACUAUUUCUAGCAGCGCAGUUUCCACCACAUUUAGAGCAACCCGAGAAACAUCAACCGGUUUAAAUGAGAAGACGUCAGAGUCAACUGAGACAACAGUGCAUCAUCCCAGAAAAGGAAGCAGUCCUAGACCUGAGACAACCACAACGACAACCGUGUCCAUGGGAGAAUCCAGUUUGUGUCGUGGUCCAUUAAGUGGACUUGUUCUACUUGUCCUCCUUCCAAUGCUCCUCUACUACUGAAUCGGCUCUCUAUCACUUAUGGCGUACAUGGAGUCUGGUUCAGAGUCUCACCAUCGCCUUAUAAAGAAGCCAAGUAACUGAUAAGAAUGAUACCGAAUGGGUUUUCCUGGACUAUGAUAUUAAUGGCCUAUCCUUACCAUAGGCUUUCAGUGUCAGAUCAGUGAGGUUCCAACUCCCGGCAUCCCCACUCGACCACAGUGACCACUUUGGCUCCUUCGUUGUUUACCGGGCAUAGCUCCACAUAUUUUGUAGUGGCUGUGUCGGUUCCUGCAGCUCAGUCUCAGCUGAUCGGUGGGGGCGUGGGGACUUUGAAACUCAUUAAUCAGAUAUGAAAGACGACCUGUGGCCAAAUCAGAAAUAAUAGUUUUUGUAAUAUGAGCAUAUUGGUUGAGGGUUUAAUGACAUACCUCUUAACAGUGUGUAGAUCACUCACCUUGUUCCCCACGAGAUAUGGGGGGGUCUAUUUCCAUAUGAAGGUCUGCAAAUCCAUCAGAUGGGUGGGCACUUCAUUAUAUUAGGGACCAUGUUCCACAGUGCAGGCUAUAAGGGGUGUGCAUAUGAAAUUACAGGAGCAUGUUCGGCACUGCCUGUACUGAGACACUUAACAAGUUCACAGAACACCCAGGAUACCAUAUUGUAUGGUGGAGCAGGGGUUAAUGCAGAGUCAUUAGAGGGUUAAUGAAUGGAAGGGUGGCUGUACUUGUACAGUGUCUUAGUACUGGCAGCGCUGAACAUGCCCUCGUAAUUUCAUAUGCACACCCCCCUCAUAGCCUGCACUGUGACGCAUGGUCCUUAUUGUAAUAAAAUACCCGCCCAUCUAACAGUCUGUACAAUAAACUCCCCCCACCCCCCAUAUCUCGGAAACGUGGAGGGGGCCAAUUAACAUACCCUAAACAGGUAUAUGAUCAGCCCCCUAACCUAUCUGCAUAUACAAAAAAUCACCUAUUUCUAAUUCGGCCUCAGGUCCUCUUUAAGGGCUUAUCCUAAAGAUUAUGGAAAAUGAUGGACAACAGGAAAGUCUGAGAAUUUGCCUAAAGAAAUAUAUAUCUCUCCUUGUAGAACUUGUAUCUCAAACCUUCAAUAAAAUAUACGG